Messenger RNA from Pelecanus crispus (Dalmatian pelican), 1341 nucleotides. The record is from RefSeq and is a predicted model, not a curated record. NCBI's taxonomy places the organism in Eukaryota, Metazoa, Chordata, Aves, Pelecaniformes, Pelecanidae.
AUGAGUCGUGCUGCUUACUAUGGAAGUAAAGGUAGAUACUCUAAGGCAAUUCUGAAUUGCAAUGAGGCGAUCAAAAUUCUUCCUAACAGUGUGCGAGCUUAUUUUUACCGAGGAACUUUAAAGUAUCAAAAUAAGACAUUUAAAGCUGCAAUUGAAGAUCUUUCAAAAACUAUCGACCUCAACAAAACCUGCAUUUUGGCAUAUUAUAACAGAGCUGUCUGUUAUCAUCAAAUAAAGGACUUCAGAAAGGCUUUGAAAGAUUAUGGAAUUCUUCUUCUGCUUGAAUUGAAUAAGGAAAUAGCUUUUAAAGUGUUAAUUAAUCGUGGACUACUCUACGUGGAACUUGGUGAUUAUGCUAAUGCACGUGAGGACUUCAAAGAAGCAACGUUGCUUAGUCCAGGUGAUAGCCAGAUCUUUCAAGCUAUUGGAAUAUGCUGUCGUAGACUUCAUGAGUUUGAAGAAGCUGUGAGAUCAUUUGACCAGGUUCUCAAACUAGAUCCUGUUUCUGUGGAUGCCUAUAUUGGACGAGGAAAUUCAUACAUGGAAAACGAACGUGAGGCUGGUUGUAAACAAGCACAGAAAGAUUUCUUGAGAGCAAUUCACCUGAAUCCAAAGUGUAUAAAAGCCAGAAUUUGCUUAGGAUACAACUUGCAGGCCCUUGGAAAGCUUCAAAGAGCAUGGAGCCAAUUUACAGUUGCCAUUUGCAUUGAUCCAAAAUGUCGUGCUGCAUAUGAUGGACGAGCUUCAGUCUGUCUUCAAAUGGGUGAAACUUUUGCUGCAUUGCAAGACACAAAUGCCGCAUUAAAGCUCACUACCACUGCUCCACUGCUAACAAAUCGGGGUGUCAUCAAUCAGUUAAUGGGAUAUCUACCCUGUGCCAUGAAGGACUAUCAACAAGCAAUUUCUAUCGACCCAAACUAUGCAUUAGCCUAUUUCAAUGCAGCAAAUAUAUACUUCCAUAAUCGACAGUUUUCACAGGCCUAUUGCUAUUAUUCCAAGGUAUUACAACUUGACCCAAGAAAUGAAUCUGCUGCUAUGAAUCGUGCUAUUACAAACACAUUACUAAACAAUAUUGAAGAAGCAAAAGAAGACUUUGAGAAGGCAAUUUGUCUCUGCCCAUUCUCUGCAGCAGUGUAUUUUAACAGGGCAAAUUUCUAUAAUGGAUUGAGGCAAUAUGAACUAGCUGAGAAAGACAUUUCAACAGCAUUGUCAAUUCAGCCUAAUAAUGCCUUGAUGUACAAAUUUAGAGCCGAUAUUCGUGGUAAACUGGGUUUCAAUAAAGAGGCUGUAGAGGACUACAAACAAGCAAUCAGCAUUCAAGAACAGAUUGAUUCCAUGUGA